Molecule: messenger RNA, 5718 nt
Organism: Argiope bruennichi
Lineage: Eukaryota; Metazoa; Arthropoda; Arachnida; Araneae; Araneidae
Product: homeobox protein cut-like
Exons: 17
Coding region: 108-4148 (1346 amino acids)
Biological process (GO): regulation of DNA-templated transcription
Molecular function (GO): DNA binding; DNA-binding transcription factor activity, RNA polymerase II-specific
Source: RefSeq, a predicted model, not a curated record
CACACGCGGAACACAGCAUAAGUAUCGUCUGCAGAAAUUCUUAGGGAGAGAAGAGAACAGUGAACUUCUUUGCGCCUCUUUCAGCGACAACAGGGGUGCCUAAGGGGAUGAGAGCAGCAGACAGUAAGGGACCACCACCUCCUCCCUCACCUCCCCAUUUUUCCCAACUCCAAAUCAAUGAAUCAGCAGCAGAUAAUCCCCAACAUGCUUAUAUGAAAAGAUAUCAAGAAAGUCCAAUGAGGGUGGAAUCUUCAACUAUGUCAGAUCCCUCCUGCGGCCUUCACAGGGCAGCACUAGGAGAGGAGUGCCUGAAUGAUGAGUGUGAAGAUGAAGAGCAGAUGAAAGAUCGCAUCGGACGUCGAGAGGAGGAGGAGCGAAUGACGCAAUCGCCAGAUACUCUCAUAGGCUCCAUCAAUCUGCACAUGGAACUUGCUACCAAGAAAAGAGAGGUAUCUCAUUUGGUUGACGAAAUGCAAAGGCUUCAAUCAAGUAUCAACAAUCUUAAAGAAAUUAGUACUUCAAAAAUAGCUCAACUUCAGGACGCAGUGACAGAAAAAGACAGAGUCAUCAAAGACUUAGCGGAAAAGCUGCUUAGGCAACAAGACUAUUCUGACCUAAAGCGAGAACUUAGACUAUUGAAAGCUCUCGAUAUGGGAGGGUGGCAGUCGUGGGGGACAGAGCAGAUGGAAAGCGCAUCUCCGACGAAUGACAAAACUCCGUCAGAGCCACCUGACACGAAUGGAGCAAGAAUGACACCUCCUUCAGAGGACGAAAGUGCCGGCGGACCUGAAGAACCGUCAUCAGCAUCCACUCCUCCCUCUGCUUCCUCAGUAGAUCCCAUCGAUUCUGCGUCCACUGAACAACUUCAGAGGUACCUCCGAAUCAACGUGGACCGCUUCUGUGGAGAGUCCCUCAACACCCUCACUAUAGCCCGAUGUGUCCGUGAACUUCUCAGUGUCAAUAACAUUGGGCAGAGGCUCUUCGCCAAAUUGGUCCUUGGACUGUCACAAGGUACCGUAUCGGAAUUGCUGUCGAAACCCAAGCCGUGGGAUAAGCUAACGGAGAAAGGAAGAGAUUCCUACAGAAAAAUGCAUGCCUGGGCCUGCGAUCAGCAUUGCGUUAUGUUGCUCAAAUCGAUGCUUCCAAAGAAAGGUCGCGAGGGUUCUUCUAAACCUGAAACAGAGGAUAGAAACGCGCCACCGAAUCCAGAAACCACCUGUCCAACAUCGUCCGGCAUAGAAGAUAAUAACAAUAACACACCUGAAGUGUCCAUUGCCUCCCAUCCGCAUACAGCCCACAAGGACCUGAGACACCAUAUGCAUCAUAUGGGACACCAUCCAAUGUAUGCCGAUGUUAUGAAUGGUUCCAAAGCCUUUUGCCACUAUGGGCCUGAAUUUCCACCUGUUAUGCUAGCCCAUAUUUAUCAGGAGGAAUUGCUAAAACUUAUAGGAAAAAGAAUGAAGGAAGGACAGCCAGAAGAACAAGUGAAACAAGCUCAAGACGAGAUUCGUCAAGCCUUGGCGAUAUAUCACCGCGAAUUGACACUUCUGGCUGCCCAAGGUUCUCACCACCCUGAUCCGUCUUGCCAUGCGUGUCCGAUGCAUCGGAGACAGGAUUGUGGAAUUCCAUUUUGCAGAGACCAGCCUGCUUGCUGUCUGCCACAUCCCCAACAGCAGAACCCACACGAUCAUGGUGGCUUCUUCCCUUCGGAUGCCAUGAAGGUGCUUUCUCCAUAUUCAGGGGCUUCUCCACUCAUUCCAUUGCCCCCUGAAGGACAACAAACAUCCAAUUCAGAAGAAUCCUCGCCUCUCCAGAGGAUGCAGUCGAUUACUAAUUCCUUAUUGAAUCAGGCAGCCACGCCGAGUUUCAACACUUUGCCACAACGCCCAAUGAAAGCUGUUUUGCCACCAAUCACGCAGCAGCAAUUUGACCACUACAACAACUUGAAUACCGAAGAAAUAGUAAAGAGAGUGAAAGAACAGUUAUCCCAAUACUCCAUCAGCCAGCGGUUGUUUGGGGAAAGUGUCUUGGGACUGUCGCAAGGCUCCGUCUCCGACCUGUUGGCACGGCCCAAGCCCUGGCACAUGCUGACACAGAAAGGUCGGGAGCCCUUCAUCCGCAUGAAAAUGUUCCUGGAGGACGAGAACGCAGUCCACAAGUUGGUGGCCUCACAGUACAAAAUAGCGCCGGAGAGACUGAUGAGGAUGGGCGGAUAUGGAGGAGUGCCAGUACCACCAGCAGGACCAAACCGAUUCAGCCCCGUCAGUUCAUCCGAACCAACGUACCCAAGUCAUCAACAAACCCCGUCGAAACCCUCUCACCCGUCUUCUCCACAACCUCCAUCAACCCCAGAAAGUCCCUCAGCCCCCCUCACAGCACACAGUCCCUCCGGAAGCGCAGCCCUACCUUCCAGUGCUAACCUGAAAGGGGCGGGGCCGCCCGGCCGGAGGGGCAACCGGUGCUUGGCCCCUUACGUGCAACCCUCCGUCUAUGAGAUGGCAGCAGUUACAACGGAUCUAGACACUCAGAUAAUUACAGCAAGGAUCAAGGAGACUCUUACUGUACAUAAUAUCGGACAAAAACUGUUUGGUGAAGCUGUACUCGGCUUAUCUCAAGGAUCUGUGAGUGAGCUCCUGUCCAAGCCAAAACCUUGGCACAUGCUUAGCAUCAAAGGUCGUGAGCCCUUCAUUCGAAUGCAACUCUGGCUGAAUGACCCAAGCAACGUCGAAAAACUGCAGGCCAUCAAGACAGAAAGACGAGAAGCUAAUAAAAGGCGCAGAAACGCUUUGGAUGCCGAUGGGCCAUCUCCACUUUUACCCUGUGGAGACCAACAACAACAGUUUCCUUUGGAUCCAAUAUUCUUAUACCCCUCUUCCGCCAAGAAGCCCCGAAUCCUGUUUUCUGAGGAACAAAAGGAAGCGCUGAAACUCGCCUACAACUUGGACCCUUAUCCUAGCACAGCCGUCAUGGAAUUUCUCUCUUCUGAACUGGGACUUUCAGUUCGCACCAUCACAAACUGGUUCCACAAUCACCGCAUGAGACUGAAGCAGCAAAAUCAAGAACCUGAUCCUCCACCUUAUCCACCCCCAGAAAAUGCCACGUCUUUCGAUCCAAUACGCUUCAGGCUCCUGCUUGGACAACGUCUGGCAGAGAUGUGCAAGAAUCAGCAAGGGUCAGCGAAUCAAAUGCUUCCUUAUUUCUCAGAAGCUCAGAGGGCAAUGUGUCCUUUACCAGGAUUGGCUGGAGUUCCACUGCCUGUUAGCAAGCCGGAUGUGGAUAAUACUCUGGAUUUAAGUGUAUCCAGUCACCAGUAUCCACAGAAAGAAGAUAAACCUGACAAGGAAGAGGACAGUGAUAGGAGAUCUACAGAAUCCGCCCCAACCAGAGCAUCUUCGUCGUCUUCCUCUCAAUUAACCCACGCCGCGGCAAUAGAUUUAACACCAUCAGCUGAUAAACCCAAUGCAGCAUUUAAUUCCAGGAUGUCUCCUUUGGGAUUUCCGCGUGUUCCAAGCACGAAAGCAUCUUUGGACCUUAGCUUUUCGACAUUCCAGAAAUUAUCUGGUCACGAUGUUCCAUCAAGUACAGCACCCCAUAAUUUAUCUUUAGAUUUAGCAUUAAGGAAUACAACACCAGAUAUUGAAGCGAUUCUACGAGGAGCCUCAACAAGAAUGGAUCUUCAUUCCAGAGGUUCUGCCAUGGAUUCUCCAGUAGACUUACGAGAAGAAAAGCGUCCAAAUAUUUCUGCAUCAUCCACUAGUGGUAGUAGUAACCGUCGGAAGGCCGCUGCACCACAGUGGGUGGAUCCUGGACUGGAUUUAUCCCCUGAUAGUGAUCUGGUCGGUUUUGAAGAUGAUGACGACGACGAAGAUACAAAUGAAAUCCUGGAUGCAUCAUCUGCGGGAAUCAGCCAAGUUAUAAACGGUGUUUGUGUUAGACAAACAGACUUUUCAGCUCGAUCAGUGGGUAUUGAUUCUGUUAUGCGCGUUGAUUCCAACGAAAUGUCAUUCUGCAAUGCCAACAAGAAAGAAGAUGAAAAUGCUAAACUCGAGAGAGAACAAAAUAUAAGGAGAUUAGAAAGAGCCAUAACUGAGCACGAUGAAGGAUGGGAUGAUAUAAGUGAUGAUGAUGAAAUAUGUCCUAAAUCUUAAGGAUACAGUGUGGCUUAAAGCAAGCCCGUCUGAACUGUUUUAAACAGGUCUUCUGGAAUCCACUGAAGACCGAACAAAGAAUGUUGAUUUUUCUGGCAACCAGGAACUAAAAAAUUGCAGUUAACAUCAAGUGACAAGUAUGACUUCAAGUUUACAUAAAAGUAACUACAAAGAACAUAUUGGGACUUCAUUAUUGUCUUAGAAACAAUUUGAAGUUCAAAACUGUCUUGAAGGUAACCGAGAAUCAUAAGAAGUUGUUUUGCAGUGAAUAACAAUAAAAAAAACUCAUUGAGUUUUCCCAUUGCCAUUCAUCACAAUACAUUUAUUGAAGUAGAUGAGUGAAUUCCAGAGACUCAAAGUCUCAUUUUUGCAUCUGUAAAAAGUAUUUAUACAUCUUUGUUUUGCGUUUCAUAUGCUGAAAUCAGUAGAAUCAUCUAUGUAGCGCGCUAUUGACUAUGGCUGAUCCAUUUCUUUUUAAAGAAAAAUCAGAACAUUUCGUUCCUCUCUAAACCAAGCGAAAUGGCAAGUUCCUGCCAAGCUACGUCGAAGUUGCUGGUUUUCGAUCAAAACAUUUAUGAUCUUAAUUGUGCUUGAGAUUAAAAGCAGAUUCUUUUUUUAAAAAUACUGUUAAACAUUUCGAUCAAUCCUAUCACAAAUGAAGACCAUCAUUUAGACAAUGUAAAUACACUACAUAAACAUUUUUUGUGCAUCAAUUCUUGCUUCCAGUGUCUUCAAAAAAUCAGUUGAAAGACCAUUUUGUUGUUCCGAACCUUUGUGAGACCCGUAAGCGCGGCAUUAGCUGUGAUAACCGUCAAGCCUUUUUACCCGAUUGUGAAGUUUCUCUCGCAUAUUAUUAAAUUUUGUUUUUGUAAUACCACCCAAUUGGUUAAGCGUCUGUAGAAGAACCUGUAGACAAUGUGUAAUCAGUUAGUUCUAGAAUUUUGAAAUGCGCGGGUUCUUUUCAUUAGCAGUGACUCAGUCAAUAGUUAUUUGAACAGUACUGAGAAGGCACAUUAAUUUAUUUCAAAGCUGAUUUUUUUUUUCAUUACUUUCUCUUAUCAAGACCAAGCUUUCAAAUCAAGCAGCUGUUAAAUCAAAAAUUGUAAUCUAAAUUAAAGCAUGUUGGCUUCAAAAAUGUCUACUCAAGCUAUUAGGCUUACUUUAAAGAAGAAUAAAAGAGUAUUCUGUAAAAACACAAUUUUAAUUAAAUAGGAUACUUGAAAUUUCUCUGGAAUGCUACUCUAUUUUUAUCGUUAAAAGAACAAGACACUGUAAAAGAGGUUAAGAACAAUCAUCUCUUAAAAAUUAUGAAGAAGUUUGGGCUAAUUUAAGUAUACAUCUUUUUUGUUUCUUUUACUUUCCUGAUGAAACGUAGAAUGAAAGAUUUGUUGUGUUUUCAUGUUGAUUAUUUUACCUAUAUUUAUUACUUAUUACGAUAUACAGUGCAAUAUUAAAAUGUUAUUAAAGUGGUUUGAUUGUUUAAAAGUUGUUAUUAGCUUUUUGGCACAAAAUUGACACUGCUUACUUUUAUUCUUUUUUUAAAUAAUAUCUGAAAUUGUAGUUUUCAAGA